Molecule: messenger RNA, 634 nt
Organism: Racocetra fulgida
Lineage: Eukaryota; Fungi; Glomeromycota; Glomeromycetes; Diversisporales; Gigasporaceae
Source: the annotation of a GenBank genome assembly
AUGGCCACUUUAAAAGUCAAUCAAAUGGAUUUAGAGCAAAGUCAUGAAGAACAGAUUGCUGCAAUUGAAGAAUCCUUUAGAAUAGCAAAUGAUCCCGAAUUUCUUAAGAAACUAGAACAUCCCAAAAAUCCGAAAGCAAAACCAGAAGAAAUUCUUUCUAUAUUACCAGAAUUUGAAUAUCAACAUAUUGUGGUCGUACAGGCCAGUUUUGAUAAUGACCCUUGGGAAGGACUUCCCCUGGAAGAUGAUGAAGAUCAUGGGAAAAAUCGACCGCAGCGAAUUUGUAAAGCAUUAAUCAAUCCAGUAGUAUCGGGAAGUGAAAAGUUCUUGAUGUUGUAUGUUCCAUCUUCAGAAACUGCAGAAAAGUUAUCAAAUCUUAAAUCGUUUGAGGAUUGUGAUGGAGAAUAUAAUUAUAGAUGGGUUAGAGAUUAUAUUACAGAGAAGAAUCAGAUUCCAAAGAAUUCUCAACUUUUGUUCAUGGAACGUCACAUCGAUGAAGAUGAAACAAAAGAAAAAGUAAUGGUCUAUGUUCCUUUUGCAGUCAGAUGGAAUAUGAAACUCCGAGCACCAGAGCACUAUGGAAAAACCACUUUUUUAAAAUAUUCAUACACUGUCCCUGAGGAUGAAGAGACCA